CCGGAAGUGGGUUUUUGUAACGGUCGUUGAGCUCCGGCGGCCGGAGCCGCAGACCGUUAAAUCCCGCUCCUCUACGGAGCAGGGGCCCGGAGGUUCGGGUCCAGGGAGAACAUGACGGGCCGCGGAGGGGACAGGGUGUGCUCCGGACCCGGAGCGAGGACCGACACCUCCUGCUACUGCGAGGAGGAGAAGCCUAAAAAGAGGAAAAGAGCCCUGUGUCUGUCCAGAAGGAAGCCUCGCGGACAGCAGCGCCGCGAGGCUCCCGCUCACAAUAACAACAACACGCCGCUCAGCAUCCACUGUCAGCUCGGGAAGGAGAUCAAACACAUCUGCAGCAACUGCCGGAGAGCGGAGCAGCUGGACGGUGAGCGCACAGACGCAGGAGCUGAAGAAGUGGAGCGUUUGGCAGCAAUGCGCUCCGACUCGCUGGUGCCGGGCACGCACACGCCUCCCAUUCGGCGGAGGAGCAAGUUCGCCACCUUGGGCCGCCUGUUCAAACCCUGGAAGUGGAGGAAGAAGAAGAGCGAGAAGUUUAAGCAGACGUCUGCGGUUCUGGAGAGAAAGAUGUCGACCCGUCAGAGCCGAGAGGAGCUCAUCAAGAAAGGCCUCCUGAAGGAGGUUUUUGACAAAGACAGCGCUCCAUCAAGUCUCCAGGAGGAGGUGAAGAUGGAGAACGGGCGCUCCCCAUCGCUUAGCUCCGCCCCUUCAGAUUGUGACGAUGGUGAGCGGAUGGAUGGAGCCGCAGCAGCUGUAGGAUCAUCUGAUGUUCAGAUGCCGAAUGAUGGCACAUGUCAGCAGGACUUCUGCCAGGCCCCGCCCACAAAGACAUCAGCGCCCUGUCCGACUGACGGUGGGGAGUCGCCGCUCUCCAGACCUCCAUCCGUUCACAAACAGCCUCCCGCUCUGCCACCAAAACCCUUCAGCAGGCUGCCCAAUCACUUCACAGACGGCGCCCCCAUCAGGUUACCGUGCAUGUCCAUCAAGCUGUCCCCCCCUCUACCUUCAAAGAAGCUCCUGAUCUCUGUCCCUGUGAGCACCAUGGAGCCGUCCCCGCUGGCCUUCCAGAAGUGUCCCGCCCCUUCCAGCCACCCCCCUGUGGGCGGGCCCUCGCUGCAGUACGGACAGCUGCCCCUCCCCCUCCAUCCACCCAGCCGGAUCAUAGAGGAACUAAACAAAACCCUGGCCCUCACCAUGCAGAGGUUUGAGAGCUCCAUGACGCACGCGGGUCCCGCGGUGAUGAUCGAAUGUGACGACGAUGACAAAGAAAACCAUCCCGACGAGGCCGACUAUGAAGACCUGCCAGGGAUGUACAACGAGGAGGAAGAGGAAGAGGAGGAGGAGGAAGAAGAAGAGGAGGAAGACGAGGAGGAGGAAGAGGAGGACGAUGACGACACGCUUUUCACAAGUACGCUCGCCAUGAAGAUUUUACGGAGAGACUCUCUGGCCAUCAAGCUGAGCAACCGGCCCUCCAAGAGGGAGCUGGAGGAGAAGAACAUCCUGCCCAUGCAGUCGGACCAGGAGCGGCUGGAGUCACGGCAGCAGACGGCCACCAAGCUGACCAGGCGUCUGAGUCAGAGGCCGACGGCUGAGGAACUGGAACAGAGGAACAUACUGAAGCCUCGCAAUGAUCAGGAGGAGCAGGAGGAGAAGAGGGAGAUCAAAAGACAUUUAUCUAAAAAGCUCAGCCAGAGACCCACCGUGGAGGAGCUGAGGGAGGCGAAGAUCCUCAUCCGCUUCAGCGACUAUGUGGAGGUGGCCGAGGCUCAGGACUACGACAGGAGAGCCGACAAACCGUGGACGCGGCUAACGGCCGCCGAUAAGGCCGCCAUAAGGAAGGAGCUGAACGAGUUCAAAAGCACAGAAAUGGAGGUGCAUGAGUCGAGCCGCCAUCUGACCAGGUUCCACCGGCCCUGACACCACCUGCUGCCCUGUUUGUUUUUACUGCUAACCAGCGCCACCUGCUGACUGAUAAGCUGACCUCAGGAGUUUGAGCCUUCAAAGGGACGGUUGGACUCUGGACUGCCAUCUCCCUGCAGGGAGAGCAAAAGAACUUCUUGAUAUUCAAAAGCUUUUAACUGUUUUUUUAAAGAUGAUGAUGAGGUGGAGAUGUUUUACCUCGCAGAUGAAGGUCAAACUGACUUCCUGUGCCAAUCUGUGAUCAUGACUUCUCAGAGAUGACGGUGCGCGUUUAUUUUUUUACCCGUUAUGGAUUCUGGCCGUUUUAUCCCACAGACGUCUGGAAGUCCCACAUGGAAUUCCACAUCCGUUUACAGAGCAAUAACUUCAGAUUUCGCUCCGCUCUGGAGCUUCAGCUCCUCAAAUCCCCGAUUUAAACCAAAGCGGGCUGACCUGGACCAUAAACGCACCACGCAGUGAUCACUGUGGAGAGUUCACGGACCGACUGCGUCUCUGGACUUGACAGUUUUUGUUUACACUCAUUUCAAAUUUGCCAAAUGUUUCAUUUGAAAAACUGGAUGGAAACCCUAAAGUCCAGAUAGGGGGCACCCCGCCGCGCCCCUUACCGUGUGGUGUUUACAGCUGAAGAACCCGUCGUGUUGGACGACGCUUCGGUCAUGACAAAAAAAUAUUCUAUGAGGAUGUACAGAAAGUGGAGAUUUUUGGAUGUUUUUGUAAACAAACUGCAUGUUGUAUUAAUUUAUUGUGAGUCUUUAAUGAUGUACACAAUUUCUUAAA
Molecule: messenger RNA, 2694 nt
Organism: Oryzias melastigma (Indian medaka)
Lineage: Eukaryota; Metazoa; Chordata; Actinopteri; Beloniformes; Adrianichthyidae
Product: phosphatase and actin regulator 1
Exons: 13
Coding region: 112-1914 (600 amino acids)
Biological process (GO): cell motility; stress fiber assembly
Molecular function (GO): actin binding
Source: RefSeq, a predicted model, not a curated record